UGCCUCGUGAAGUUUUUGUUUUCCUCUUCGAUUUUGUGAAAAAUCUUGUGCCAGCUUUGGUUGUUGCUUUGCAGAAGGAAUACCUAGUUUAACUUUAUAUUUAUUCAAUCAGUAAUGCAUUAGCAGGGAAUACUUUUUUCUCUCAUUUGAAUAUUAUAGAUCAUUUGACCACUUUAUAAAGUCCAAACGCAGAGGAUGCUCAACAACAUGGUGCAUUUGACCUUAUUUGUUCUACUGUUUUAGAAGCUUAUCUGCUAGGACUCUUCAUUUUUUUUUUUUUUACAAUUUAAUGGCAACUGAGGAGCAAGUUGAGUAGUUCAAGUGAAUGUGCAGAUCAAGAAGUGAUAGCAUGCAACUAAGCAAGAGUGUUAACAAUUGUCUUCAGCAUUCAUGGCAAACAGAUUCGAGGAUUCAGUUUUCUCACAUUGUGUAAUCAAUACUUUGUUGGAUGAUCAUUAGCCUUCAAGUGCCUGAUUUGAAGUUGAAAGUAAUGAAGAAUCUUUGUUGUUGUGUGCUCACUCGAUAAUUCAACAAAUCAAGUAGACCAACAAUAGCACUUCCUGAGUGUCUAAUUUCAACAUCUUGGAUUGGAAUGGAGAAUGACAUUUUCAGUGGCUCAUUCUUCAACUUUAACCAUAAUAAUAUGAUUCUCGAUCCAACAUUUGGUUCUUUUCUCCAGUCAGGCAUACCAGGCAACAAUAUCCACAGGCAAAUGUUUGUCAGUAGUCCCUUUGUUUCUACAGCUCAAGAAACAGCAACUGCUGAUGCUUACUUGACAAACAACGAAACUAGUUCAUUUAGUGAAGCCUUUACUCAUAUUGGUAAUGAUUCAUUCAGUCGAUCCAUGGCCAACGUUGGCCUCCGUGAACAUUUUUCAGGAACUUCCCUUUCUGCCACUUCGCUUGCUAAUCUUUUAUCUUCCUCCACCUGUUUGCCGGAAAAUAUUAUCUCCGAGGAUAUGAUAGUUUCUUCUUCACUUGCAGCAUCACCUCACGGUAACUUUGGAUCGACAAGUGGUGUGAAUCUCCUUGCAUCUAAAAAUGACAGUGUUGGUUGUUCGUGGAAUCAGAGUGAAUUGAUCGAUGAUCAAAUGCCUUUAGGCAAAACGUUCAGUAUAGUUCAACCAUCCUAUCAUGUUAAAAAGAGUUCACAGCCUGGUUGGAAUUUCCACGACUCAAAUUGGAGUUUCGGCCAUGCUUACGACAACCCUGCACUAGCUCCUGGAAGUGAGCUUUCUCUCAGUGUUGGUUCCUGUCAGCCAUGUCUCACUGACACAGGCAACAUUGCUGAUCAAUGCUCUGAAAUAAGCUGUUCUGCUGUAACUCAAGUUACAUCGGCCGAUAGUUCACGCUGUCCGACUGAGUUUCGUGCCUCCAAUGAUGCUAAUCGAAUCUCUUUUCAUGAUUUCUGUUUGGGAGUGACACACAAGGAGAAUGAUGCAUACACUGAGAAGCCUACUCGAAAUCACUCUUCUUCUCACUUUGUUCAGUUAUCCCAUAUUUUGUCAAGAUCCAAAUAUCUUCGUGCAGUGCAAGAAGUUCUUGCUGAAGCUGCCGCAUAUGCACUAUCGGAUUAUAACAAUAUGGAUGAUUCAUUGAAUCUGAUUGAUGGCGAGGCAAAAAAUUUUUCCUCAAGCUGCUCUAGCACGCCCGAACAUCCUAUAACUGUUUCUGAAUUGCUACUUGCAUUCGGGCAAACUGAACCCUUGGACAAUGCGGAUGCUCAAAAGUGCCAGGAAGCUAAUAGAAAGAAAAGUGAGCUGCUAACAAUGCUUCAAUUGGUGGAUCACAGUUACAAGCACUGCUCGGAGCAGCUACAGAAUGUUAAGGCGUCCUUUGUUUCCCUAAUCCAGUCAAGCAUCGCUGACCGCCAUGCCCGCUUCGUGUUACAUUCAGUUUCAUCACUCUACAAAAGCUUGAAAAGGAGAAUUACUAGUUUGAUUAUUUUGAUUGCUCAACAACCGGUCGCCGAAAACCUCAAAGGAAAGGAAAGGAACCUCGAAUCUUCGUUACUCCAGAAGCAGUGGGCUCUUCAGCAGCUGAGGAAGAGUGAACAUCAGUCAUGGAGGCCACAGAGAGGUUUGCCCGAAAAAUCAGUCUCCGUUCUACGUGCCUGGAUGUUUGAGAACUUUCUGCACCCGUAUCCGAAAGACAACGAGAAGCAGUUGCUUGCAAUUAAAAGCGGUUUGACUCGGAGCCAGGUCUCCAAUUGGUUUAUAAAUGCUCGUGUUCGUCUCUGGAAACCGAUGAUCGAGGACAUGUAUGUGGAACUCAACAAGAAGAAAACGGAUGAAGCAUUGGAUGGUGAGCGCAGGAGGUUUCAAGUCAGCUGAAGAAGUAGUUUUACUGCAACUUGUUGAAGUGAAUUUCAACUUGUUUUGGUGCAUUGUGGGAAAGUGAUGUCUUCAUUUGUGUUCUCGGUUCUUGUAUCGUCGACUCAAGAUUCUGUAUAUGCACAUAUUGCGAUGUCGAAUUUGGUCUACAAAUGUGUUUGAUGACCCAAAA
Zingiber officinale is the source of this 2504-nucleotide messenger RNA. RefSeq names its product homeobox protein ATH1-like. Bases 593 to 2332 code for a protein of 579 amino acids. Lineage: Eukaryota; Viridiplantae; Streptophyta; Magnoliopsida; Zingiberales; Zingiberaceae. Gene Ontology annotation, molecular function: DNA-binding transcription factor activity, RNA polymerase II-specific; RNA polymerase II cis-regulatory region sequence-specific DNA binding. Gene Ontology annotation, biological process: regulation of transcription by RNA polymerase II. The transcript is spliced from 7 exons. The record is from RefSeq and is a predicted model, not a curated record.